Molecule: messenger RNA, 4480 nt
Organism: Phyllopteryx taeniolatus (common seadragon)
Lineage: Eukaryota; Metazoa; Chordata; Actinopteri; Syngnathiformes; Syngnathidae
Gene: nfkb1
Product: nuclear factor of kappa light polypeptide gene enhancer in B-cells 1
Exons: 23
Coding region: 434-3160 (908 amino acids)
Biological process (GO): cellular response to stress; inflammatory response; regulation of transcription by RNA polymerase II
Cellular component (GO): cytoplasm
Molecular function (GO): RNA polymerase II cis-regulatory region sequence-specific DNA binding; protein binding; DNA-binding transcription factor activity, RNA polymerase II-specific
Source: RefSeq, a predicted model, not a curated record
UUUGUGUGUUGCCGCGGUGCAUGUUUUUGCACGCGUGUGGUGAAUUGGAUCGUUUGUCUGAGGUGUAAAUCAUGACAAUCAUGAAAAGGGAACAGGGACGUGUACUGCUCAGAGUGAGACCUCUUCCGCCGGUGCUCAUCUCUGCGGCACGUCACGGGGAAUUUCCCGAAGGGGGGCAAAUCAACGUUUGGUGCUGGGAAUUCUUGUUUGGAUUUGACUUUUCAACGAAGAACCAGUAAAGCCUGUAACUGUGUGACGGCUGCCUGCUCCUCAUUCCGAGAACUAUCUGAGAUUCGUGUUGAGGAUGACGACGACGACGCCGACGACGCCGCCGCCGCUGCUGCUUGUGCCCACCAAGUCGCAUCAACUGGCGAAUUGCAACAAAUGAAUCAAGUGAGGCAGCGGCGCCGAAUGUAAAAGCUUUUCAGGCAGCAUGGCGGGAGACGAGCACUUCCUUCCUGUCAGCAGUCAGAUCCUGGACACGCUGAUCAUGGACCCCUCGUGGGACUUUGCGCGAUUCCCCGCGCCCCCGAGGACGGGCGAUGACGUCGCUUCCUCCCGCACGGGAAGUUGUGUACAGUCGAGCCCCGUUUAUUGCAGGGCGACGGGGGAUGGCCCCUUCCUGCAAAUCCUGGAGCAGCCCAAACAGCGAGGCUUCCGGUUCCGUUACGGCUGCGAGGGUCCGUCCCACGGCGGCCUGCCGGGAGCGUCCAGCGAGAAGAACAAGAAGACGUAUCCUGCCGUCAGGAUCUGCAACUACCAGGGUCCGGCCCGCGUGGUGGUCCAGCUGGUGACUGCGCUGACGCCCGUGCCCCAGCUGCACGCCCACAGUCUGGUGGGCAAGCAGUGCGACAAGGGCGUCUGCAUCGUCGACGUGCCCCCGAAAGACGCCGACGUCGCCUUCCCCAACUUGGGCAUCCAGCACGUGACCAAGAAGAACGUGGCCAAGACGUUGGAGGAGCGCAUGGGCGAGGCCGUCCGGAUGGGCUACAACUUCGGGGCGGCCGUCCACCCGGACCUGGACCGCCCGCGGGGCGAGACCCGCGCGCCCCGGCAACUCACCGAGCACCAGCGGGGCGUGAUCAGCAGCGCGGCGUGUGCGCAGGCCAAGGAGAUGGACCUGAGCGUGGUGCGCCUCAUGUUCACCGCCUUCCUCCCCGACAGCGACGGCGGCUUCAGCAGGCGACUCCAGCCCGUCGUGUCGCAGCCCAUCUACGACAGCAAGGCCCCAAACGCGUCCAACCUGAAGAUCGUCAGGAUGGAUCGGACGGCCGGCUGCGUGAGCGGCGGAGAGGAAGUCUACCUCCUGUGUGACAAAGUCCAGAAAGACGACAUUCAGGUGCGCUUCUUCGAGGAAGACGACUCCGGCCCGACCUGGGAAGCCCUGGGGGAUUUCUCGCCCACGGACGUGCACAGACAAUUCGCCAUCGUGUUCAAGACGCCCAAGUAUCGAGACCAGAACCUGCAGAAGCCCACGUCGGUGUUCGUGCAGCUCAAGAGGAAGUCGGACAACGAGACCAGCGAGCCCAAACCCUUCACGUACCACCCGCAGAUCAUCGACAAAGAGGAAGUGCAGAGGAAGCGUCAGAAGACGUUGCCCAACUUCCAGGACUUCAGCGGCCACGGAGGAGGAGGAGGAGGAGGAAGUCUGUACCGAGGGGGCCCCCCAGCACCCCCGGGAGCAGGAGGAGGACCGGGCUCAGCUGGAGGAGGCUACUUCCAGGGUUUCUCCACCUUCAACUACGGGAGAGGAAUGGGAGACGGCCCUUGUCCCAGCGGCUACUCGACAGGUUACGGAGAAGGCGGAGUCAAACACGGUUCUCCCGGCGACUCCGCGGACGACGACCCCGAUGACGACACCGCGGCCUGCGCUGCGCCGCGGCCACCCCGCCGACGGGAAGCGUGCGAAGACGACGACGCGUCGGCCGUCUUGCUGUACGCCGCCACGGGCGACGCCGCGUACCUGCUAGCCCUCCGGCGCCCCCUGAUGGCGUCACAGGACGAGGACGGAGACACUGGACUCCACCUGGCCGUCCUCCACAGACAGCAGGGGGCGCUGGCCAGUCUGACGCGGGUGCUCGCUGCUCUGCCGGGAGACGGACUUGCGGACGCGAGGAACCAUCUCUACCAGACUCCUUUGCACCUGGCGGUGAUCACGUGGCAGACGGCGGCCGCGUCGGCGCUGCUGGCCGCCGGGGCGGACCCGACGUUGACCGAUCGCCACGGCAACACGCCGCUGCACCUGGCGGCGCAGCAGGGAGGGGCCAUGGUGCGCUUGUUGCUACAUCACCGUGAGGUCAGAGGAAGCGUGGACGCCUGCAACACUGCAGGUAUGUGCGCCAUCCACCUAUCGGUGGUGGCCAAGCAGCUGCCGUCUCUGCGAGAGCUUCUGGAGGGCGGGGCUGACGUAGAGGCUCAGGAGCGGGGGGGCGGGAGGACCGCCCUGCACCUCGCCACCGAGGCCGACGACGUGUCGCUCGCCGGCUGCUUGCUGCUCGAGGGCAACGCCAAGGUGGACUGCUGCACCUUUAAUGGCUCCACCCCCCUGCACAUUGCCGCCGGGCGGGGCUCCGUCAAGCUCACGGCGCUACUCAUGGCUGCAGGUGCAGACCCUCACAAGGAGAACCUGGAGCCUCUAUUCUUCAAGGAAGAGGAUGAAGAGGAAGACGAGGGCUACGUUCCCGGGACCAGCCCCAUCAACAUGGCCGCCUCUGAGCAGGUGUUGGAGCUUCUAAGCGGUAAGGAGUACCGUCCCAAAUGUGUCAGCGUGGCUCUUUCGCCUCAGGGCGACCUGUCGAGCCUCGGCGCCCAAGUGAAGACGGCGCUGUGCGGCGCUCUGGCGAGUGAAGCGUGCUGGGAGAAGCUGGCUCACGCUUUGGGUCUGGGAAUCCUCAACGCUACCUUCAGGCUCAGCCCGGACCCCGUCAAGACCCUCGUGGAGAGCUAUGAGGUGUCCGGCGGUACGGGACGAAACCUCUUGGCUGCUCUGAGAUCAGUCGGGUCGUGCAGGGCGCUGAGCGUCCUGGAGGAGGCGCUGCGUGGCCACGACGACAAGCACAACCGGACCAUGACGGGUGGCGACGGCGCGGUUCGCCCUCAGAUGGCCGACCUCGAGGCGGAUGCAUGUUUGGACAGCGGGGUGGAGUUUUCCGCCACAUGAUUGUGCCGUUCCUCGUCGCGAACCUCCCCGCCUCCCCGACCGCCUCCACCGCAAGACCAAUUUCAGGGCCGGGACGUGUUAGUCCCGCCCGGGCAGGAAUUGCAACUUGAAAUACAGACAAAGAAGUAAGCGCGUGCAAAUGCAGAAAUCUGGAAGCUGUCGACACGCUCCAGCUGCUCCACCACUUUGGACCGGACGGCUGCACAUGCGUACGUGUCGGCGUUCGUACGCGCUCACCUUGCUGCCUAUACGGGAAGUAAACCAAACAGAACCUCCUUCAAAUACCAAAUACAGGAGCUCCGAAGAUAUGGACUCCCAACUGCUUGACAGCCGCACUCCCGUUCCCGCGUCGGCACCCUUGACUUCCAAACAGGAAGUCGCCUGACAGACACUCCUUGACACACAAACAACUUCUGGACUUCAUCAAGUGCUCGACUACUUUGGACUUGAUCAGAAAUCUUGCAAGAAAAAGCAUGUCGACCCUUUGGUAUGAUGUGGAUUUGGGCACAAUUGGGUCAUAAAACGUGAUCCGAGCUUGACCUAAGUCGCAACAUUCAACGUGUCCGUAUAUGACUUGAGGUGGUUAGGUUAGGCGAGGUAACCCCUAACCUAAGAAGAAUCUUGUAGGAUCAUCUCCUAAAACGUGCUAUUGUCUGGCGUUUGCCAUCCUCGGUCGGGAAGGAGCGAAAUCUGGCCGGUUGCCCUCGUGUGCCUCGGAUGACGAUCACGUGACAUUUUCAGACCGACGGCCGGCCAAGUGCGGCUCCCGCCGAAGGGUCGACACGCUUUUUCUUGCACCGGGUGAUUGGCCGACUGCUGUCGUCGUCGAAUUUGCUCCGCGUGGCCCCUUGAAGCCGAAACAGGAAGUGCGCUUCACAACAGGACGUGUGCGGUUUGACUUUGAAGACUUCCUUUUCGCUCUUCUGUCCUCGACUGGAGCUUCAGCGUCAACUCGUGUGACCUUGUGCAAAGGAUGCUUGAUUCUAUUGAUUUUAUUUAUCUGGACAUUUGAGGAAUAAAGUUUUUUUUUUUUAUAUACUUUGGUGACAAGCAUCACAUCUGUGUAAUGUCACCACUUCCGGCCGGUUUGUCAUUAGCGGAAUGUUGUUUAUUUGAUUGUAAUUUUUUAUUAGAAAAGACAUGUACACAUUUAUUUUGGAAAACUUUGCCGCUUCACAACAUGUAAAUAGUCUCAGUACUGUAUUCCUAUUAGCAAUUUAAUGAAAUUGACGUUGCGAGGUUGAGAAUUGCCUCUCGAUUGAUGCCACAAGAUGGUGGCAAAGCACCACUUUUGUCUUAAUAAAGCUCAACUCACUUCGA